AUGUGCCCAUCCUUUGAUCUGUUACCAGAUGACACCACGGCUGCACACUCUCAAAGACUGCAAGUGAAGUUUAAUCUUCUCUCUUCAACACGUCCAGAGAAUGAAGGCUGCUAUCUCUCUGUAGACCAAGAAAAAUGCCUGGAGGACUGCAAAUUCAAUGCGACAGCUAAAACCUUCUUUAUUAUUCACGGAUGGACAAUGAGUGGCAUAUUUGAUAAGUGGCUGAACAACCUAGUGUUUGCCCUCCAGAACAGAGAAAAGGAUGCUAAUGUGGUAGUGGUAGACUGGCUGGUACUUGCCCAUCAACUCUAUACAGAUGCUGUGAACAACACAGAGGUGGUUGGACAAAGAACUGCAAAGUUGCUCAACUGGUUACAGGAAAAACAAUACCUUCAGUUUGAAAACGUUCACUUAAUUGGGUACAGUCUUGGUGCCCAUGUUGCUGGCUAUGUUGGUAACUAUGCAGCUGGGACAAUAGGCAGAAUUACAGGCUUGGAUCCAGCUGGCCCUAUGUUUGAAGGAGUUGAACCUCACAGACGCCUCUCCCCUGAUGAUGCAGACUUUGUGGAUGUCCUUCAUACAUAUACGAGAGAAACGCUGGGCGUCAGCAUUGGGAUCCAGAUGCCUGUGGGUCACGUUGAUAUCUACCCCAAUGGGGGCGAUUUCCAGCCUGGUUGUGGAUUAAGUGAUGCUCUGGGAGCAAUCGCGUAUGGGAAUAUUGGUGAUGUUGUGAAAUGUGAACAUGAACGAUCUGUGCACCUCUUUGUGGACUCUCUUGUGAACCAAGAUAAGCGGAGCUUUGCUUUUCAGUGCACAAAUUCCAGCCGUUUCAAGAAGGGAAUCUGUCUGAGCUGCCGAAAGAACCGCUGCAACAGCAUUGGCUACAACGCUAAGAAAAUGAGGAAUAAAAGGAACAGCAAGAUGUACUUAAAAACCAGAGCUGACAUGCCUUUCAGAGUUUACCAUUAUCAGAUGAAAAUGCAUGUUUUCAGCUAUAAAAACUUAGGAGAAACUGAGCCUACCUUCUUGGUUACCCUUCACGGCACGAACGGAGACUCUCAACCCCUCUCUCUGGAAAUACUUGACCAAAUUGGCCUGAAUUUCACAAACACUUUCCUGGUUUAUACUGAAGAAGAUAUUGGUGACCUCUUAAAGAUCAAGCUUACUUGGGAAGGGUCAUCUCAGUCCUGGUACAGUCUGUGGAAACAGUUCAAGAGUUACUGGUCCCAACCUGAGAAUUCCUCCAAGGAGCUGCACAUCAGACGUAUACGUGUGAAGUCUGGGGAAACUCAACAGAAGCUUGCUUUCUGUGCUGAGGACCUUCAUCAGACAGACAUCUCUCCUGGCAAAGAGCUCUGGUUUGUGAAAUGUAGAGAUGGAUGGCAAACAAAAAAUAGCCCAAGGUCAGCCUUGAAUCUGCUCUGAAGGCUUCUCUGCAGACUUGCACGUAAGGACUAAACAUGAAAUCAAAAUGCAUAGAGAAGGCUACGGUAGUGAAAAGACGACGCACUCCUGCACAGUCUGUCUCAGCAGCACUUAAGAAAACUCACUAUGGAGGACAGCAUGUCUCGGAGCUGAUGCAAGCAGUGGAGGAGUGAUCCUGAUGGAUUCAGUUGCUGUCCUAGAGUAACUUAUUAAAAUGACUAAACUCUCCCUCCUUAAGGGAGUCUGGUUAAUGUGCAUGAACCUGAUGAUGCAUAUAUUUCUUGAUCUGUGUUUAUGCUCUGCAUCACCACUCCCCCCCACACUUUGGCUUCCAUUAACUGGAAGUGUGGACAAAUUCGAGACAAAUCUGUGCCUUGACAACAGCAAUAUGCCUUGGAGGUUGAAGAGAGAAAUUUACUAAACAUCAAAACAGUUGAGACUAAGCUAUUGAAAACGUGUCACUGUGUCUAUAGCAUAGGAGGUACUAUGUGGUCUAAAAUUGCACUAAACUGUGUGGAAGAAUGGAAGGUCUAAAUCUGUUUGUUUUGUUUGUCUGUUUUUUAGGGUUGUUUUGUUUUUUUUUAAA
Molecule: messenger RNA, 2011 nt
Organism: Alligator sinensis (Chinese alligator)
Lineage: Eukaryota; Metazoa; Chordata; Crocodylia; Alligatoridae
Gene: LIPG
Product: lipase G, endothelial type
Exons: 9
Coding region: 1-1425 (474 amino acids)
Biological process (GO): lipid metabolic process
Molecular function (GO): lipoprotein lipase activity; protein binding
Source: RefSeq, a predicted model, not a curated record